Lutzomyia longipalpis is the source of this 4157-nucleotide messenger RNA. RefSeq lists its product as uncharacterized. Gene Ontology annotation, molecular function: protein binding; zinc ion binding. The record is from RefSeq and is a predicted model, not a curated record. Bases 343 to 3387 code for a protein of 1014 amino acids. NCBI's taxonomy places the organism in Eukaryota, Metazoa, Arthropoda, Insecta, Diptera, Psychodidae. The transcript has 6 exons.
AUAAAUUGAAAAUGCAUUCUUGGUUUAUACCGGGGUGUACCCAUUUUCCAUACACGUAAAAUUUUUAAUUCAGACGAGACAACUUGAGCAAAUCCAAGUUUUUGACCGAAAUCUAGCGAAUUUACAUAACAAUUCGGUUCCAAAUUACUUUCACUCCAUUCUGCAUGUAGUCUGUGAUAUUUUGCACAGGAUUUCGUGGUGGAAGAGGCAGGAUUUGUAAGUGUGAAAAGUGAUAAUGGCUGGAUGGUAUUGCGUUGUAUAAUUUUCAAAGUGAAUUUUACGUGAGAAUACUUUUUUUUUGUUUAACCGAAAUUGCAACUUAAGCAGCCAAAUAAGAGAAAUAUGUUGGCACCAGAGUCACUACCCCAGUACGAUAUUAUCGUGGAAACUCUGACUGGGGCAGAGUUGAAAGUGACUGUAACGGAAAAGGAUACAAUUGGAUAUAUUAAAUCCCGAAUACAGAAGUAUGAAGGUAUUCCAAUUGGGCAUCAGCACUUGCUAUACAAUCACAAUGAAUUGAAUGAUGCAACUGAGAUGAAGGAUAUACCAUUGGUCAAGGGAUCACGAUUGAAGUUGGUUCUUGGCCUCAAAGGUGGACCUGUAUCAGCUCGUCGUGUUGUCACACUACCUGACUAUGAGAAUUGGUUCGAUUUGAGCGAUGUUCUCAACACAUCGAGACAAGAACCUCUAACAAUUUCCACGCCAGGUGUAAAAGUUCUCGUCUACAAGGAUUGCAAGAAGAAUAUACAUCGUUUGAUGAAGCUACGCACUGGGAAGAAUUUACUCACAAAAGGAUCUGAAGAACACACCGAAGCUACAACAAAUGAGUCUCAAAAUGAUCAAUGGCUCAAUGAUAAUAUUAAUACGUUAGAAAAAAUGCAUCAAUUGCGUACAAAGCUAGAGUGGAAGAAGCGCAAUAAGAAUACAAAACCAUCAACAAGUUAUGCAAAAGAGUCUGAGAAUGAGGUAAAAGUUCCCCAUUCAUCGUCACAGGUGAAAUGUAAUAUUGAAUCGGAAAUUGGAAGGAAACUCCGUCGUUUGGGAUUUAUGAGUAAGUCCAGAUCCGUUGUGACCGAAAUGUCACCCCCAAUGGAUGCCCCCUUGAAGUCCGAUGCAGCAUCAAUGGGACGCAUUGCCAACAAGAUGGAUGGCGAUAUAAGGAAUUGGUGUCAGACGAAUGAGAAGAUAAACAAUAAUUCCCUCUUCUUCAGCCAUCGACACUCCCAACCGUCACUCAAAGUGGCACAACCACUGGUGAAUUGUGUAAAUUACUUCGGGGUCAGUGGGAGGAGUAAGAGUGCAAAGCCACCAAAUUCUGGGGAGUACAGCAAAAUGAAAUUGCGCGAAAAUAUCCGUAGGAAUCGUUCAUUCAAAACGAUCAAUACGGAAAAUGAUAUGAUCAUUGAUGAGAACCAAGUUCUCGGUGGAUCAAUUGAUGGUACAACACGGGUGGCGUCAUCCCCCAAUAUGGAGGAUCGUAUCCAUAGACCACCAUCGAGUCGCAUGACGCGCGAUGAAAAGGUCUCCUCAACAUCAGUUCAGGAUUUAAUUGAGCAAUUCAGCAAAUCACGCCUAACAUCAUUCUCAGAUCCAUACGGUGAUGGUAUAGCGGCGCGAUGUGAAAAGGAGAAAAUGCUAAGCAAGAGGGGUAUGUUGUCGAAACAUUUAUCAACGGCUAGCUUUGAGAAUAAACUCUUUGUCGAGCGCCAACAUACAUUUGCCAUAAAUAAUCACGGUGAGUCCCGAGCUUCAUGUUCCAGUGACUUUCAGCUAGAUUCAUCAAAUUCAGAUACAGCAUAUCGGGUUUUCAAAUUACCAUCUGAAAAUGGUAGUAGCUAUGAAUUACCAAAAUUGCUUAUACGUGAAGAUUCCCCGGUGGAGUCAUUUCAUUCAUCGGAUUCCCAACUUGAGACACUUGCUUUACGCGGGGAAUCCCCAAAGACGGUGAUGGAUUCAUUUGCAAAAAUUGAGCGCGACAAUGCGCGGAGCAAUGAUCAGAAGGUGUCGUCAACGGAAUCAAUUCUGCAGCUUUACGAUUCCCCAUCGAGCACAAAAAGUUCGCGUGAGAAGUUGCUGAAUAUUUUGGAUACAAAUAGUGGGGGUGGUGGUGCAUGUGGCGGGACCACAGCAGCAGCAUCACCUGGCAAAAAGUCACUAAGUGGUGGUGAUGGGGGAUUGAAUCAUUUGGAAUUGAGUUUUCUCACUGAUGACACAACUGCGGAAGCAACAGCAGCUGCGGGAGGGCAGUCAAAGGUGCCCCAGGAGGGUGUGCUGAAGAUAUCAAGUGAGACAGAAUGGAAGAAUGAUGUACUGAUGAAUUUUGAGAAGCAAUCCCCACCAUCGAGUACAUCGUUCAAUUUCAUGAGUAGCGGUGACAUAUCACCCACAGAGGAUGAUGAUGAUGUCUUCAAUAGCUGUGAAAUGCUCCAUCCGGGGAAAUCAAAGUCCGUGGAAAUGAAUGAAUUUCGCAUGAUGUUCGGGAGUAGUCCGACGUUGCUCAAUAACUACAGCGGUGCCCCAUCGGGUGGUUCGCGCCUCACAUCAGCGGCAUACAUGUACCGUCGUCACCCAGAUGCGUGCCUAUCGAGUAGUACGUCUGACCUGGAAUGCCUUCCGGGUCGCACGAAAGGUGACACAGCGGCGAGUAAUGCAAAAAACAGCCGUGAAUUGCCAUCAUUGCUGCGACAUCGGAAUAAUGAGCAUCUCGACUAUAUGCGUAGCUAUGAAAAUCUCGAUCGAACAAAAAUUGUUCGGUUGCGCAAUGAGCGUGUGGGUGCUGUGCACGGGAAUGGGGGUGGUGAUGAGCGCGAUUGGCGGGUGUGCGGGGGUGAGAAUAAUCUCAAUCCACACGACCAUCUUCCGCGACAAGAGUCAACGGAGGAUUUCUCUGCCUUUGCCCGCAUUAACUAUCACCAUGACCAUCAUAUUGGGUCAAAUGGUGACUUUCCUGUUUCCUUUCCGUCCAACGAAAGUCUCUUCAACAUCAACUUUGACACCUUUGAGGAUGAUGUGAUUGAAAUCGAUACACUCGGCAUGUUUGACGGUGGCCACACAAAUGGGCUUCUUCUGCCAGAAAUUGGGGAUUCGCACGUUAAAUUUGCCACAACGUCCGCAAGCGCAGCAACGUGUCACACUGAUGCAACAACCACAGAUGCCCAAGGGGAUGGUGGUGCGUCGAAGCAUAAGAACAAGAAGCUACGCUGUGCUGAGUGCAAGAAGAAAUUGGGACUGAUUAUGGUUAUGAGGUGCCACUGUGAGAAGGUUUUCUGUCCACAGCAUCGCUAUGCUGAGGCACACAAUUGCUCCUAUAAUUUCAAGCAGGAAGGACGGAAGAUCCUCACACGUGAAAAUCCCCUCGUAGUGGCACAAAAGUUACCUAAAAUUUAAAAAGAAAAAAAAAACGCAAAAAAAGAAGAAAGAAAUACAAGGAAUGCCUAAAAUAUUCUUAUCUGUUAAUUCUUUUUUUAGCUUGUUUUGUCUUGCUAGGUUGCAAAAAAAAAUAUUUAAAUUUUUUUUCAUGCUUGGUGAUUAUGGUUUUAUUUUUGUUUCAUAAUUAGAAUUGAAAAUUCUAACUGAAAAAUUUAUAAAUAUUAUAUCUUUUUAUUCAAUUUACUAUAUUUUUUUUCGCUCCUAAUGUUACGUUUAAUAUAAAAUUAGCAAAGAAAAAAAUGCUCUUGUAGAAACAACAUGAGAGAUUACUGAUUAAUUAAUAAAAUAAAAUAAAAUAAAAUUUGCACUGCAUAAAUUGUCCUUCUGACAGUGCAAGAUGAUACGUAGAACAUACUGCAAUAUAUAUUAUAUAAAUUACAUAGUUAGUUCAAGACUAUAUCAAAUUUAAAGAGAAAAAAAAGGAAAUGUAUUUUUAAAUAAAAUGAAGAUAUUUUUCUUUCUCUUAGAAUGCAAUUAGCAAACAAUAAAAAAAAUUCUUUUGCAUUGCUAAAAAAAAAAUGUUUGAAAAUGCUUACACCCUUAUAUACAUUUUUCUUGUGUUAUGUUAUUUUACAUUUUUAAUGGGAAAUUUCUACAACUAUGUAAUCUUUGUGUGUUGACUAAAAACAAAAAAAAUUCUUCUGCAUUACUUGGUGAAAAGUAUGUACCACAAGGUUAUAAUUAAAAAAAAGGAAACAUAUUAAAAAAUUAAUUUUGAACCCAUAAAA